Molecule: messenger RNA, 1614 nt
Organism: Corythoichthys intestinalis (scribbled pipefish)
Lineage: Eukaryota; Metazoa; Chordata; Actinopteri; Syngnathiformes; Syngnathidae
Gene: unc119a1
Product: unc-119 homolog a (C. elegans)
Exons: 5
Coding region: 344-961 (205 amino acids)
Biological process (GO): negative regulation of clathrin-dependent endocytosis; visual perception; negative regulation of caveolin-mediated endocytosis
Cellular component (GO): spindle pole; centrosome; spindle midzone
Molecular function (GO): lipid binding
Source: RefSeq, a predicted model, not a curated record
CGUUUAAAGCCGCAGGAUUUGGAUUAGCCUGUGUUAGAGCCGAUGAGCGAGUGAAGGAGGGAGGGAUGAAGGGAGGGAGCUAAGGGCUGAUUUUGAUCUUUUACCGGAUCGAGAGGAGAAGAAGGGGAGGUGCAAGGCACGGAGAAUGGGCUAUUUUGGACCCGGGCACUGAGCCUGCUUCCUGCGUGGUGUAUUAGGCAGUCUUCGACGCAAACAAAUCGCCUCCCGCGGCUACCGUCAACACGACGGCGACGACGACGACGCCGACAGCUUCUUCCAAUUUCUGUCAGCAAAGCCCCAGUUCCCGCCAGCCUGUUCCACGCUCAAGUGCUCCUCGCUGGACAUGAAAGUGCAGCAAGGCUGCAACUCGUCAGACAUGGGCAUCCCCGUCACCACCGAGGAAGAACUGCGCAGAAACAGCGUCAUCACGCCAGAAGAUGUGCUUGGUUUACAAAAGAUUACCAAGAACUACCUUUGUUCACCAGAGGAAAACGUACACAUGAUCGACUUCACCAGAUUUAAAAUUCGUGAUAUGGAAACAGGAACGGUCCUUUUUGAGAUCACCAAACCUCCUGCACCAGCAGGAGGCAGAAAACAAUGUGAUCCCAACGCCGGCCGCUUUGUUCGCUACCAGUUCACCCCCGCCUUCCUACAAUUGCGGCAGGUCGGAGCUACGGUGGAGUUCACAGUGGGAGACACACCCAUCAACAACUUCCGUAUGAUCGAGAGACACUACUUUCGUGACCAGCUACUCAAGAGCUUUGACUUUGAGUUUGGUUUCUGCAUGCCGAGCAGCAAGAACACAUGCGAGCACAUCUACGAGUUCCCUGCACUGUCAGAGGAUAUCAUGCGUGAAAUGAUCCUGCAUCCAUAUGAGACACAGUCUGACAGCUUCUACUUUGUUGACAACAAGUUGGUGAUGCACAACAAGGCAGACUAUUCCUACAGCGGGGGGCCGUAGAGCCGCCAUUUACUCCCCUUCUCUAGACAUUGUCCAUUCAACCGUUUCCACUUCAGGACCCAAAAUAGAAGAACCCACGGACAUCUCAUCUCAGUUGGCUCCUUGUGUAGUAAUGUACACCAGUGAGCAUUACAGCAGUGUAUGUGUGAGUGUGUCUGGCCAGCACAUGCAAUGUGUAUAUGAUACAUUUUUCUGUUCAGUUCAUUAGGUAGACGUUUCAUUUACAUUGUGCGUGUUUUGAGAAAUAGCCAGUAAUAGAUUAAGAUCACAUCACAGGUUUGUCUUUGCGUGGUCUGAUAUUUAUAUAGUUUAUACUACUGAUGGAUUCUUCUUCUGAUUCCACACGUGUCACAUGAUUCAAUCCCAACAUGAUCAGAUCAGAAUGGCGGACAAAGUUGAUGUUGGCAAUGUGUGUGCGUAUCAUUUUUAAUGUUUAUUUUUCAGGUACAUAGCACUUCUGUGUCUAGAGUAUUUUUCAAAGGAGUAGCCAUUUCUAAGUGUCAGACUGUAUACAUAGGAAUUUUGAUAUUCAUUACAUACACUGUAGUGCGGAACGCUGUGUAUACAUUUUAAGUAGAACAAUAAGUGUUGUAUGAAUUUUAUGUCCAAUUUUGAAAAGUGAAAUGACAUCAAUGCAAUAAAUAUGGACUUUU